AGACCCCAAGGCUGGGUGGAGCCAGCCGAGAGCGGCCAAAAGCCCGUCCCGCCUGGAGCGCGGCCAUCAGCCGGCUGCGGUGUCGUCGCGGCGCCUCCGGGUGCCGCUGUUGGCCGCCGCGGAGCGGCGCUGGAGCCGGAGCCGGAGCCGGAGCCGCCGCAGCGUCCUGCCCCCGCAGGCUGCUGGCUCGCACGGCGCCGGCCCUUCUCGGCAGCGGCACGGGCAGCAGAGGCGAGAGGCGGCGCGGCGCGGGGAGCAGCGGCGUCCGAGGCGGCGCCGAGAUCGCUGGCCUGCGGCGGCCCCUGCGCUCGCUGCAGAGAGCGGCUGGAAGGAGGGGAGGAGAGCGCGGCGAGCGCUGCCCAGAAUGGCGGGCGGGCCGGGGCCGGUGCCGGGGCGGGUGCCGGGGCGGGUGCCGGUGCCGAGCCGCGGGCGAGCAGCCGGGCGAGUGCUGCUGGCCGCUUUGCUGCUGGGCUCGUGGUGCCGGGCGGCGCCGGAGCGGAUCCGCUACGCCAUCCCCGAGGAGCUGGGCAGAGGCUCGCUGGUGGGGCCGCUGGCGCGGGACCUGGGGCUGAGCCCGGCCGAGCUGCCGGCACGCAAGCUGCGGGUGGCGUCUGCCGCUAAAAGGCAGCUGAAAUACUUCACGGUGAGCGAGGAGACCGGGAACCUGUACGUGAGCGAGCGGCUGGACCGGGAGGAGAUGUGCGGCGAGUCGGCGUCCUGCUCCGUCAGCUUCGAGGCGCUGGUGCAGAACCCGCUGAACGUUUUCCACGUCGAGGUGGCCAUCCAGGACGUUAAUGACAACACACCGGCCUUCAGCAAGCCUGCUCUGGACCUCGAGAUUGGUGAAUGGACGCUUCCCGGUGCUCGUUUCCCGCUGGAGAUGGCCCGAGACGCGGACGUGGGCAGCAACUCGCUGCUGACUUACGAGCUCACUGGCGACCCGUCCUUCUCGCUGGCCGUCAAGGAGAGCCCGGAUGGAAGCAAGCAGCCGGAAUUAGUGGUGGAGAGAGCGCUGGACCGUGAGAAGCAGAGCUCCUUUCAGCUGGUGCUGACGGCGGUGGAUGGCGGGGAGCCGGUGAGGUCCGGGACGGUGCAGGUUCGCGUCAACGUGACGGACGCCAACGACAACGCGCCCGUGUUCAGCAAAGGCGUGUACGAGGCGCGAGUGCGGGAGAAUCUGCCGGCGGGGUCGCUGGUGCUGCGGGUGCGAGCCACGGAUGCGGACGCGGGCUCCAACGGGCGGGUCUCCUACUCCUUCGGCAACGUCCCGGACGGCGUCCGCGCCUUGUUCAGUGUCGACAGCGACAGCGGCGAGGUCAGGACGGCGGGGCCGCUCGACUUCGAGGAAAGGAGCAAGUACGGCUUCGGCCUGGAGGCGAGGGACGGGGGCGGGCUGACGGCUCACUGCAAGGUGCAGAUAGACAUCACCGACGAGAACGACAACGCGCCCGAAAUCACGAUGCUGUCGGUGUCGAGCCCGGUGCCCGAGGACGCGCCGGCCGGCACGGUGGUGGCCGUGGUGAACGUGAACGACCCGGACUCCGGGGAGAACGGUCAGGUGUGGUGCGAGCUGUCGGGCGAGGCGCCGCUGUCGAUCGUGGCGUCGUCGGGCGGCUCGUACAAGGUGGUGACGUCGAGCGCGCUGGACCGGGAGCAGGCGGCCGAGCACCGUGUGACGGUGGUGGCCCGGGACCGGGGCAUCCCGGCGCUGUCGAGCCGCACGGCGCUGGUGCUGGAGGUGUCGGACGUGAACGACAACGCGCCGGUGUUCGAGGAGGCCGCCUACAGCGCCUACGUGGCGGAGAACAACGCGGCGGGCGCGGCGGUGCUGCGCGUGCGCGCGCGGGACGCGGACGCGGGCGCGAACGGGCGCGUGAGCUACUGGCUGGCGGGCGGCAGCGCGGGCGCGGCGCCGUACGUGUCGGUGGAGGCGCGGAGCGGCGCGGUGUACGCGCAGCGCUCCUUCGACUACGAGCAGUGCCGCGAGUUCGCGGUGGCGGUGCGGGCGCAGGACGGCGGGGCGCCGGCGCGGAGCUCGACGGCGACGGUGCGCGUCUUCGUGCUGGACCGCAACGACAACGCGCCGCGGGUGCUGUGGCCGGCGGCGGGCGCGGGAGCGGCGGCGGGAGCGGCGGGGGCGGCGCCGGUCCCGGCCGCGGCGCCGUUCGAGGUGGUGCCGCGGUCGGCCGAGGCCGGGUACCUGGUGGCCAAGGUGGUGGCGGUGGACGCGGACGCGGGGCGCAACGCGUGGCUGUCGUACGAGCUGGUGCAGGCGCCGGAGCCGGCGCUGUUCCGCGUGGGGCUGCACAGCGGCGAGGUGCGCACGGCGCGGGCCGUGUCGGAGAGGGACGCGGCGAAGCAGCGGCUGGUGGCCGUGGUGAAGGACCACGGGCAGCCGGCGCUGUCGGCCACGGCCACGCUGCACGUGGUGCUGGCCGAGAGCUUGCAGGAGGCGCUGCCGGAGCUGAGCGAGCGGGCGGCGGGCGCCGACUCGCCGGCGGAGCUGCAGUUCUACCUGGUGCUGGCGCUGGCGCUGCUCUCCGCCCUCUUCCUGCUGAGCGUGGCGCUGGCCGUGCUGGCGCGGGUGCGCCGGGCCGGGCCGCCCGCCGUGCUGCGCUGCCUGGGCGCGCAGCGCUUCUCCGUGGCCGGCGCCGCCUUCCCGGCCGACUUCUGCGAGGGCACCUUGCCCUACUCCUACAACCUGUGCGUGGCGCCGGGACGCGCCGUCGCCGAGGCCGCUUGGCUGCCGCCGCCGCCGCCGCUGCCCAGCCUGCCCGCGGAGGAGCUUGUCGGCGGGGAGCCCUGCGGGAAGCGGAGCCCGAGCAGCAGCGCCGGCGCGGGAGAGCCGCCCGCCGACGCCGACGCACCGCAGGUCUGUAAGCCCGCGCGGUCCUUGUCCCUGAGCCUUUCCCAACCUCACGCCGAGGCUGCUGCGCUGUGCUGCGCUGUGCUGUGCUGCGGGGUCUUCCUGCGGCUGCUGGGGCGAGUUUUACUUCGUUGCGUCCGCCAGUUUACAAGGAGUUUACAAGGAGUGAUCUCUUCCCAUCCUGAGAACACAUCUCAAACCAAGAACGAAAUACGCAAAAUGACAACAUGGUUGAGGAAAGGGGAGAAAUGGAGGCUGCUUCAGAGCGGGCUCCGGUGUGCAGGGGAGAAGCGGCAAGUCGAGAAGGAAGAGCAGUCCCUGAGGAGGAGGACUCCUUUUGAGGGGGGGAUCUCCAUUGCUGCCUUGUGCUAUGGUUCGGGGUUUGGGAAACUGAUGUGGCUGGUGGCGUUCGAGUAUGAGGCUGUUUUCAUCUGCAGAAAGGGUGAGGGAAAUGUCAGUGAAGCACUCGGAAACCAGUGCAAUUCGUGGUGGAAAUACUGCUGUUGGAGUAGUGGGAUAAGACUCGGCAGCGCUGGGUGCCUGCAGUGCCGGGAGGAGGCUGCGGGCGCCGCUGUUGACCGAGGAGGAGCGAGAGGAAGGCCGGAGCGCUGCAGGCAGCCCCGCCCGCUGCGGCCCGACUCGCUGGCUGGCUGGCUGGCUGUGUGGGCGUCCGGGCGGUCUGCGAGCGUCCCCGCGGUGCGGAGCCGUGCUGCAGCGAGGCGGAGGGGCCGUCGGCAGCGGCCGGGAGCGGCGAGACGAAGCCGGAUCGGGAGCCGGCUCGGGAGCCGGAGCGGGAGCCGGCUCGUCGGUGGGCGGUGGAGCGGUGCCGGCGGUGAGGCGGCGGCGAUGUGGGCUGCGUGGAGACGGUGGGGCCGGCGUGAGCGAUCCCUGCUGUGGUGCGUGCUGGUGGCGGCGUGGGAGGCGGCGUGGGGGCAGCUGCGCUACUCGCUUCCCGAGGAGAUGCCGAAGGGCUCGUUCGUGGGCGACGUGGCCAAGGACCUGGGGCUCGACCUGCCGGCGCUCCGACAUCGCGGCGUCAGCGUCAUAAACAGAGGUCGGACGCAGUAUUUCGCUCUGCACGGGAAGACGGGGCAUUUAGUGACGGCGGAGAGGAUAGACAGAGAGCAGCUCUGCGAGAGCGUUCAGCAAUGCGUGCUGCGGUGUGAGGUGUUAGUAGAGGGGGAAAUGCAGGUUCACGGAAUCGAAGUGGAAAUCACGGACAUUAACGACAACGCCCCCAGCUUCCGAGAACCUGAAAAAGAACUGAGAAUGAGCGAGACGACAGCCCCGGGUUGGCGGUUUCCCCUGGCCGAGGCUCUCGACCCGGACGCGGGAUCGAAUUCCGUGCGGAGGUACGAGCUGAGCGGCGACGAGCACUUCUCGCUGGCCGUGCAGGCGGGCCCCGGCGGGGAGCAGCGUCCCGAGCUGGUGCUGGCGAAGGCGCUGGACCGGGAGGAGGCGGCGUUUCACGAGCUGGUGCUGAGGGCGAGCGACGGCGGCGAGCCGUCGCGGACGGGCACGGCGCGGAUCCGCGUGGCCGUGCUGGACGCGAACGACAACGCGCCCGUGUUCAGCCAGGCGGAGUACACGGUGCGUGUGCCGGAGGACGUGCCCGUGGGCUCCGUCCUCGUCACCCUCACGGCCACCGACGCCGACGAGGGGAUGAACGGGCACGUGAAAUACUCCCUGAAGAAAAUCACAGAGAAAGCCUCGCAGAUUUUCCAGCUGGACACCGAGACGGGAGCGAUCACCGUGCUGCGGAGUCUGGACUUCGAGGAAAUCUCCUCACAUGAACUGGAGGUGCAGACACAUGACGGAGGAGACCUUUUCGAUACGGCGAAAGUCGUGAUCACGGUGAUAGACAUCAACGACAACGCGCCCGAGAUUUCGGUGCGGUCAACGCUGAGCGCGAUCUCGGAGGACGCCCCGUCGGGGACGGUGGUGGCCCUGCUGCACGUGCAGGACCGGGACUCGGGGGCGAACGGCGAGGUGCGGUGCAGCAUCGCGGAGCGGCUGCCGUUCCGUCUGGAGAAGACCUUUGAGGACUACUACCGCGUGGUGACGGCCGAGGAGUUGGACCGUGAGAAGGUGUCGGAGUACAACGUGACGGUGCGGGCGGCGGACGGCGGGUCGCCGUCGCUGUGGAGCAGCGCGGUGCUGGCGCUGCGGGUGCUGGACGUGAACGACAACGCGCCGGUGUUCGCGGAGGCGCGCUACAGCGCCCGGCUGCCCGAGAACAACGCGGCGGGCGCGCUGGUGCUGACGGUGCGGGCGGCGGACGCGGACUGGGGUCAGAACGCGCGCGUGCGGUACCGGCUGUCGGAGGGGCGCGUGCGGGGCGCGCCGCUCUCGUCCUACGUGUCGGUGCAGGCGGAGACGGGCGCGCUGUACGCGCUGCGCUCCUUCGACUACGAGGAGGUGCGCGAGGUGGGGCUGUGGGUGCGGGCGGAGGACGGCGGGGCGCCGGCGCUGAGCAGCAACGUGUCGGUGCGGCUCGUGAUCGUGGACGAGAACGACAACGCGCCGCAGGUGCUGUACCCGCCGCCGGCGCCGGCGCCGGGCGCGGGCUGGGCGGGCGUGGAGCUGGCGCCGCGCUCGGCCGAGCCCGGGGCGCUGGUGGCCAAGGUGGUGGCGGUGGACGCGGACGCGGGGCAGAACGCGUGGCUGUCGUACGAGCUGGCCAAGGCGACGGAGCCGGGGCUGUUCCGCGUGGGGCUGCACAGCGGCGAGGUGCGCACGGCGCGCUUCCCGCUGGCCCGCGACGCGGCGCGGCAGAGCCUGGUGGUGGUGGUGAAGGACCACGGGCGGCCGGCGCUGUCGGCCACGGCCACGCUGACGGUGGUGCUGGCCGAGAGCGUGGCCGAGCUGCUGUCGGAGCUGGGCAGCGCGGCGGCGGCGCCGGGCGAGCCGGCCGGCAGCCUGACGCGGUGGCUGGUGGUGGCCGUGGCCGCCGUGUCCUGCCUCUUCCUCGCCUUCCUGCUGCUGCUGCUGGCGCUGCGCCUGCGGCGCUGGCGCCGCUCGCAGCUGCUGGCGGCGGGCAGCGGCGCCUUGCGCGGCGUCCCGGCCUCGCACUUCGUGGGCAUCGACGGCGUCCGCGCCUUCCUGCACUCCUACUCGCACGAGGUGUCGCUCACCGCCGACUCGCGCAAGAGCCAGCUCCGCUUGUCGGGCGGCAGCUGCUGCGACACCCUCCCGGCCCGGCCGCCGCCCGCCGAGCCCGCGCCGCUGCUCGGGGAGGACCCUGCCGGCGCCCGCCGCGCCGACCCCGCCGCUGCCCCGGUGAGUUCCUCUGACCGCGCUUGCUCCGCGACGCUUGCCUCCGCUGCUCCUCCGCCCUUUCCCCCGCUCCGUCUCCUGCGAAGCUUCGCUCAGCAGCGCGCUCUGUGCUGCCGCCUCUUGCUCGCGGGCGGUGAACGUGGGAGUGGGGGAGGCAGCCGGAGCGUGGGGCUGCCCUGGGCUGGGGUUUCGUUCCAGCGGGGCUCUGGGGGUUUGUCACGCGCCAGCCGGUGGCUCAUUUUGUCCCCUGACGGCGGUAAUUCCGCUUUUCCUGCCGGUAUGAGCUCUUCGGAGCGGAUGUGGCGCCUGAUUAGCACGCGGGAGGCAGCAGCAGCGUGGGAUAUGUUCCCGACGGCGCAGGUGCUGGAGUGGGGGGCGAGUGUCUUGAAACGGAGCGUGAAAGGCCCCGUGCCUAACUGAGCUGCUCGUCGUUUCUAGUCUUCUCAGCUCUUCUAUUUCUCCACGAUAACGUGGUGAUAACGAGUUCGGGAGGGGUCGAUUGCAGGUGCGGGGCGAGAUUUAAGGAGGGGGAGACUGCCCCUGCGCAAAUGUUCACUGACCCAGCCUUUUCUGGAGGACGGCUUCUCUUUUCUUUCUUCUUAGAGCCUCGAUGUUAUUUUCGCAGAAGACUGGUGAGCAGACAUGCGUAUCUUCCUUUAGCAGGGAGAUGUGAAGGGUUCUGUAUGAAGCCCGUGGUGUGAUGGUGGUGUGGGUUGAAGACAACCGUUUGAUGACACGUGCUUGUAAAUUUUGAGGGUCGAAGAACAUGAUGGAAGUUGUGAAAAGUUGGAGAGGAGAAUCUGGGGCUCUGUGCGUGAGGAGGUGCUGAAGGA
Grus americana (Whooping crane) is the source of this 6975-nucleotide messenger RNA. RefSeq lists its product as uncharacterized. The record is from RefSeq and is a predicted model, not a curated record. The transcript is spliced from 3 exons. Gene Ontology annotation, biological process: homophilic cell-cell adhesion. NCBI's taxonomy places the organism in Eukaryota, Metazoa, Chordata, Aves, Gruiformes, Gruidae. Gene Ontology annotation, cellular component: plasma membrane. The coding region runs from base 365 to 6562 and encodes 2065 amino acids. Gene Ontology annotation, molecular function: calcium ion binding.